This is a messenger RNA of Temnothorax curvispinosus, 1990 nucleotides long. RefSeq lists its product as uncharacterized. The transcript has 4 exons. The record is from RefSeq and is a predicted model, not a curated record. The coding region runs from base 299 to 1600 and encodes 433 amino acids. Lineage: Eukaryota; Metazoa; Arthropoda; Insecta; Hymenoptera; Formicidae.
AAUCCGAACAGCAUAUAUAGACGAAGCGAACGCGAUGGUUUUUUAUUCACGAGCGUUGAUCGAUAUGAGUGUCAUCAAGAAUGUUUCGUGAGUUCGUCAUUUGUUAGAACAGUUCUAUAUGUUUUGUGUUUGAUAUAAGGGUAAAUAACUUGUAAGUGAACAGAUUUAUGGAGAAGAAAGAGAAACCAGAUUCCUAGAGAGUGACUAUAAGGAAUUAAAAGUCCACGUUGGAAGCAGAAAAUUAUUUUUUAAGUGAAAAUAGUCAACAUCAUAUUUUUUCAACGAGCUUACUAUCAAAAUGUCUCAUUACCGAGCGCGGAAGCAGCGAUUCGGUUGGAUUCUAAGUAUCUUUCUGCUCUACCCCGCCCUGGUCUCGUCUCACGAACCUGUGCCCGCGAAUUAUCAGAAUACACCAGGUGCAUCGACCCUGAAGAUAGAGGCCAAAGAAUCCGAAGCGUCGAUAACUCUGGGGAAGGAUCUAGUCCUCGGUCCUUCUUUGUCGACCAAGGCGUCGAUCAUCGCCGACUCAAACGACGUCGCUUCUACAAAAGUUACUCCCCUCGCGUCUCCCACGAUCAUCAGUCGAGUGUCUUCCGGAGAGCAUGCCGCUUCCCGAAGACCCGUCUCGAAGGAUGCGGGCCCUCGCGGCUCUUACGUCGACAGCCGCAAGCCUUGGGCAGGCAAAAGCCCGAAGGCCGCUUUUGCGAAAAGGGACAGCUAUCUCCAGGCACUGAUGCACUCGCGUAACAGCGACGAUCCGCGAGAGGGGAUCGUGCAGACGGAUUCAAAGACAAAGGCAAAUAGGAGAGCUGAGUACGUGCAGGGUCCCAUUUACAAGCCGGAAACCGAGUACGGUUCGCCCGAUUCGACGUACCCGUCGAAGAGGCCGCGAAUCACCUACGACGGACCCAACAGCCCUCCUUCACCCAGCGACUCUUAUCCUCAACCCUUCAGGCCGUCGGAUUACAACACACCGCAGAAUUCUUACGGCCCGCCGCAGAAUUCGUACGGACCGCCGAAUGACGGUGUCUCGUUUUAUCCUCAGAUUUCUUCGUAUGGACCACCCGGAAACUACUUACCGCCCCAACAAGGAUAUGGUCCUUCCGUUCCAACUCCAAUUUAUGGUGCUCCCUACGCGCUUCCGGAGACUCACAUCUCCCUUCUGCCGAGUAUCGAUCUAGGAUUGCCGCUCGCUCUCAAACUAAACGCAUUCACCAUCGCAAAAAUUAUAUUAAAGUUGGUAAUCUUCAAGAUGAUCGUGAAAUUUAUCGCUGUAAUCUGCUUGCUGCUCUUUAUACCUAAACUCGAGAUCAUCAAGAAGAAGGUCUCUAAUAAAGACGAUGACGACGAGGAACGAAAUUUCUCAUCGCCCUUUGCCAGCUUGGAAACUUUAAACGGCCUCGAAGAUAUAGUAAAAAGCUCCGUUGAGAAGUACGAAGUGCAAAACAGCGCUCGUUUAAAUUCGACGGAGAAAUGCACGACACUUGCGUGCCGUAUCACCGAAGCAUUUACGUUCCACGAAUCUCGGCGUGAUUAUUUAAAUUUAUUCAAGAGUUACGUAGAGGAAGAGAGGCAGCUCACAAAACGGAGAGACCAAUGAGAAAUUUACAUUGUCAUCGAGCUUCAUCGUCGCGUCAUCUCUCCCUACUCUAGUAAUUAUUUAUUUAUAUACUUAUCCAUAUUUAUAAAAAUUAUUCCAUACGAAAUGCUGGAUUUAUUCUUUUGAUUUUCAAUGCUCAAAGUUAGGUCAUAAAAGUACGUUUUCUUUAUACAAAAGAAUCUGUUAAAAAGCGCUGCGAAUAUAGAGCGCUGUCAAAUCUGUCUCGUAAUCGACGUCAAUCGGAACGACGCGAUUAGAGAAGAUUACAGGAAUAAUCUUUCCUUUCACAGCACUAUGAUACUAUGAUUAUUCAGUGCCACUGUGUGCCAAGUAACAAAGUAUGCUAAAAAAUGAAACAUUAUUUUAAUAAAUUAUUUGCCUUUUUGUGGA